Lethenteron reissneri (Far Eastern brook lamprey) is the source of this 5915-nucleotide messenger RNA. RefSeq names its product zinc finger CCCH domain-containing protein 7A-like. NCBI's taxonomy places the organism in Eukaryota, Metazoa, Chordata, Hyperoartia, Petromyzontiformes, Petromyzontidae. Gene Ontology annotation, biological process: miRNA processing. Gene Ontology annotation, molecular function: metal ion binding; miRNA binding. The record is from RefSeq and is a predicted model, not a curated record.
AUGACCCCGGCCGGGGUGACGCUGGCUUGGCCCUGCCAAACGCGAGCGCCGAUCCCGCACGGCAUCGUGUGGACUGCAGGAGGAGAAAUCCGAAUGGCCGUUUCCAGCAAGAUGCCUCAGGAGGGAACGAUAGACGACAUAGACAUGGAUGUGCCGCUAAUCUACACGGAUGAAGACGACGUCGCCGAGAGAGGGCACGCCGACGCGGGCUACACGGAGGCCACGUCGCAGACCGAGCCCGUCUCGUCGGGCCUGUCCCCCUACGCCGACUACGCGCCCGCCAACGACGCCCACCCGGCUGCCAACGGCGUGGCCGGCGCGUACGCCGACACGGCCGAGGGCGUCAAGGCGCCGGCGUGCGAGCCGUACGACGACGCCUCGCUCGGGGAUGGCUCGGAGGAGGGCUCUGCCGAGCGGUUUGGCGACGCGGCCGAAAGCGAGGGCGACAGCGACCGUGGCAGCGGCGACGGUAACGGCGACGGUAACGGUGCCCGCCCGCGCUCCGAGUUGCCGCAAGCCGACGACGAGCCUCCGGCCGGGUCCCUGGCGGCCGAGCCGGCGCCGGCAGGGGCGUGUGGCGCCGCCGAGGAGAGGGCGGCUUUCGCCGCGAUCGCGCCGGAAGCACCGGCUGAGCACCGGCAGCAGCAGCAGGCGGCGGCUGGUUCCGCCAUGCAGCUGCACGGCGACGGAUGCGGCGUGGACAACUCGGACGGGUUCAUGGGGAAGGAGCCCUACGUGACGCAGCACGCUAUGCAGAUGCAUCCCGCGCCGAUCCUGCACCAGACUCUUCCGCCCGCCUUUCAACAGAGCCUCGGCGUGGUGUCGCCAAUGCUCCCGCCGGGCGCAGAGCUGCAGCAGGCCAGGCCGUCCGCCCUGGGCGCCGUUCAUAGGCCCCAGCGGCCCAUCCUGGUCAUGCCGUCAUUCCACAUGUCUAGCAACCAGCUGCCGUUUCUGCAGCACGGGGCUUGUCUCCAGAUGCUGCCCCACGCGAUGGGCCUCUCCGGGAUCAGCGUGCCCCCUGGGUUCAGCGUCCGGCCGUCGACCGUCGCCGGCGCCACUCGGCUGUCCUCCAUGCACGCAGCGGGUCCUGUACCGCUAAUGACCAACGGCCCUCCCAGCGCGAGUGCCGCUGCUACCGCCGCUUCUGUCACUGCUGCUACUGCUGCGGGCACCGGCGGUGGUCACGAGGGGGCGGCACUUUCGAAAGGCUCCCCUGUUGCCUCGGCGGUGGGGGUGGCAGCGGCGGCAGCGGCGACGCCCGCCGUGCCUAUGCUGCACGCGGGGAGUGUGUACGAAGUGCGGGUUCCCAAGCAAGGCCUUGAUUCCCUGGAUGCAUUCACGGACGGCGCAUAUCCCCUGACCGCGACUCGGGCAAAGGAGUUGCCAAAGGAGUUUGGCGUGCAGGGAGCCGCAACGUCCUUUGGCGCGGCAAGCGUUGGUGCCAAGCACCCACCCAUUAACGUCAGCGGCUUGGCGAGGCCAACGAGCACGGCGGGGUCUGCUGCGUCGCUCGUCGCUCAGCCCAAGAAGUCGGAACCGUCGUCGGAACUCUUCCCGAAGAUCAAGCGGGCCGAUGGGGCUCCCCCCGGGGACGCCUUCCGCCCGCAGAGGAAGCCGGCCGAGACGGCGGCCGACGGGUCCCACAUGAAGAGGAACGCGGCGGCGGUGGCAGACGUCCACGGAUCGAUGGCGGCGGUGGACGGGUCGAUUCUGUCGCUCGUUCGGAACCCGUUGGAGAGCACGCACGAGUUCAGGCAGGCCUGUCACCUGUGCUUCCCAGGGGCAGAUCGCUCUGCGUGCAACACGGAGCACAAGUGCAAGAAGGACUUCCUCCUGUGUCGACUCAAGUCCAUGCCCAACAGACAGUGGCAGAAAGUGAGGCCUAGGCCCAUGAAAAGCUACAGUGGAGUCUACAUGCUUUGCAAAGACAUCGUGCAAGGGGAGGAGUGCCGAUUCGCGGGACACUGCACCUUCGCGUACAGCCAGGAGGAGAUCGACGUGUGGACGCAGGAGCGCAAGGGCACGCUCAACCGCAACCUGCUCUUCGACCCGUUUGGCGGCGGCGGCGGUGGCGGCGGUACCGGCGGUGGCACCGGCGGUUUCGGCGGAGAGAACUCGCUUCAGGGCAGUGAGGGCGGCGACUUCUCGGUGGCCGGGCUCCUGCGUGCGCACGGUGGCAUGUUCAUGUUCUACUGUGAGGAAUGCUUUGACAAGAGGCCCCGGGUGAUAAGCAAGCGAAACAAGGAAGCGCUCAAGUACUGCACCCACAACCCGCCGCAUAUCUUCGAUGAAAAAAAGUGCCUGGUGCACAUUCUACGUGGCACUUCGGUUCGCCACCUCAAGAUCCGGCCGCUGCACGAGAUGUGCCAGUUUGACCUGUGCCGGCACGAGACGCGCUUUGGCUGCAACCGGCAGGACAGCUGCUACUUUGCGCACGACAUCAUCGAGCUCAAGAUUUGGGUUCUGCAGAGCAAGAACGGUUUGAGUCAAGAGGACAUCACUCAGGAGUCAAAACGAUACCUGCAGUCGCUCGACUCGCCAGGACCCAAUGCAGGCAACCAGGGCAUGUCUAAGCCCCCUGUGUCCACAAAGCUGCAACUCAAGCUGAAGUUUGUGUGCAGCCAGUGCUGGAAGAAUGGCCAGGUCUCGGAGGCAGACCGUAACCUGAGAUAUUGCGAAGCCAAAGCACGGCACAGCUGGACGAAGGAUCGCAGGGCGCUGCUGGCGAUGUCCCCGCAGCGCAAGAAGUGGAUCUCCGUGCGAGCGCCGCCCUCCAUGCGUGUCGCCCCAACACACUACGAGGUCUGUGCGCACGUGCUCAAUGGGAAAAAGUGCUUCUACAUUGGCAACUGCAACUUUGCGCACAGCGAGGAAGAGCGCGAGGUGUGGAUGUACAUGAAGAGCAACUGCCUGACCGACAUUGACGAGGUGUACAAGAUGUGGCUGGAGGGAAACCGCACGCCGGCCAAGGACCCCGAGGAUGGAACUUCGCCCGCCGGCAAGGAGAGCAGCUCCCGCAUCUGCAUGCCCACGGACUAUGCCGAGAACUCGGGCAAGUACUGCAGCCUCUGCGGGCGCAACUGCAACAGCGACAAGCAGUGGAGGCAGCACAUGUCGUCGGAGAAGCACCGCGAGAAGGUGUUCGAGGACGAGCAGCGCUGGAAGUUCCGAUUCCCCACCGGACAGUUCGCUAUCUGCGAGAGGUGGCUCGGCGGUGCCGGCGGCUGCAAAGACGACGGUUGCGCGUACGCGCACGGUGACAAGGAACUUGACGAGUGGAUUGAGCGUCGCGAUGUGAUCCGCGCUAAACUGGACGAGGCUCGCCAGCAGGGGCUCUUGCCCCUGAACGAAAGCAACUUUGGGAAGUACACCUGUCUCAUUAAAUAGACCUCCUGUCCCUGUCGCAAACAGUGGUACACUUAAUGUUGCUAUUUGCUAAUGUAUGGUUCGAUAACAAAAGCGGAAGUAAAAAAAAAUUUAAGCAAAAAAAAAUGUUAAACUAUUAACUGACUUAAAAGUUGAGACGAAACACGUUUGGGUGAAUUGCAAACUUCACGGAGACGAACGAGAAAAACCCGCGUUGGUGUCGGGGGACGUCCGGCGGCGAUCGCGACGCGCUCGCGUCGUGCAGGAGCAGCCCCCCUCCGUGUCACCGGCAAUUCUCUCGGCGCUGGAGAAACGGGGGAACCACGAGGGCGGGCGAGCGGGCGGGCGGGCGAGCGGGCGGGCAGGCGAGCGGUGGGUGGGGUGGAAGGCGGCGUAAAAAAAAACACCAAAGCCGCCACCCGGUUUCCCACGCCUGUUGGCAGGCGCGUACGUGUCCCAUCUGCGAAACCGGUGGACGGGUUCCGGGUUUCUCGCCGGCUUGCGUUGGCAAAAGGCCCCGGGGCCCGCCGAUGAUGGCGUGGCGCUUUGUCGCGCGGUGGCCCCUGCCGCUCCGUAUUCUGGCGGACAGCUUUGAUGUCCUUAAACGUGAGAAAAGCCACACCAGGAAAUUGCGGAAGGUUGCCGGAAGGGGGAGGGGGGGGGGAAACCCUGUUGAUUAACUUGAGGGGUUGGUGUUCGCUGGCCAAUGUAACCCCAUUGCUACGUGGUGGUGAUGGCACCACAACUAUUGGCAGUGUUAUUCUUUUCCAACCGAGGUGGUCGUUAUUGUUGUUGGUGGUGAUGAUGAUAUUGGUGGUGGUGGUGGUGGCGCGUCUGAUUAGUUUAAUUUUCAGAUAACAAGAAAAAAAAUCAUUACGUAAGCAGACAUUUUUCACAUAUGUUUUGUUCCAGUUUUAUUUCUGAAUCCCAGUUGGGACUCCAGCCCACGAAGGGAAUUGAAACUGGGUUAUUACAGUGGUUCUGCAGGGCAGUUGCGCAAUGAGUCCGUUAUUGAGCACCGUUUUUGCUCAUAAAAAAAUAAAUAUAAUAAUAUUAAAAAAAUAUUUUGACUUCAGGUGACUAAUCAGUUGGAAUUGUGGUGGUUAAGGUUCGGAACGGCGAUGGCACGGGCGCUGUGUCGAUGGUGGUCGUUAAACUGGCAAGUUUUUUGCGCGAAAGGUUUAUUGUCGGGCUCUGCUGUCGUGUUUGAAAGAUUACCGCUAGAGCAAAGUGCAGGGAAUUAUAUGCGUUGACAUAUAUAUGCACGUUCCGCUUGCUCGUGACACCAGUCGGACAAGCAGAAGGAGGAGAAAAGCCGCCUUUGUCGAUGGGGCAGUUUGGAAUAAUAAGAAGGCUGCGGUCGAUGAGUAAAGAAAAAAGAGAGAGAGCUGGCAUUCGGAUGAAAUGCCUGGCACCACACGCUGCUUUGGUGGGCAGUAGUCGACAGGCCUCUAGCCUAGGUGGGGUGGGGGGCGGGGGGGGCCACUCCACUCUGAUGUCACCGGAAGAAAAAAAAAUUGUCAGGUCUCUUGGGAGGGGAUCUAUUUUUGUUUAAAUCUGAACAACUGUUGAUGUUGAUAUCUCGUAAUGUGGAUUAUCAGCAAUGUACGUACUGUCAGCUUUAUCCUAACUUGGCUAUGGGGGGGUGGGGGGGCAGAAAAAGAAAUCCCCAUCACUCAUUUCGCUCGGGCGUUCAUUCACGUGUCUACCGAGCUGUGAGGUGCAUUACGAGGGUUCGUUGCUGGUAGUCUGGGUUGUUGUUGUCGUCGUCCUCAUUGUUAAGGUGUUUUUAUUUCCACCUAUAUUGUGUAUUGGGGGUGCAUCAGCUUUAUGGGCCGUGGGUGUCUAGCGGCAACGGUGGAGCAUAUUGGCCCACGUGCCGACGACGAUGUUCUCUGUACGCACGGCAUGACGCGUGCGUGUUGUUAGCGUAAGAAAUACGCGUGCAGUUCAGUAUUUCUGACAAGGUUACAACAUCUUUUUCUUCCCGUGCCGUGGUGUGGGUUUAUUUUAAAUUAUGAAAAUUUUUGUUGCAUAAUUGUAAUAAGUUUGUGACAGGUUUGGAAGGAUCAUAUGUCAAAUUUGUCAGCAUUUGAAAUUGUUACCAUGAGACCACUGAUUUCACGUAACUGACAAGUUCAUAUGAACGUGCACUUAAAUGUAUAAAUCUGAUUUGCAUCAAAAUACACAUCGAUAUGAGGAAACCAUGUUAGGCACUGUGGGUGGUUUGUGAAGAGCCAUUAUUUUUUGUGGUUAAUAUCCACGAAUAUACAUUUUUAAGUUGGGGGUUUUGAUCAAACUUUUAAUUAAAACCCUCUACAUUUCUGGGUUUCUUCUGCUUAUCCUUAACAUUGUUGUUUUGGUGUAAGUGCCGGAGAAGCAACGUACAGAUGGGGGCGACACAAUAUUCUGUCGAAGGUUAAAAAAAAGUCUAAAAUCAUUAAAAAAAAAAAUAUGGGAUGGCGGAUGUUGCAUAUUUUUUAUUCCUGUUUUUUUUCAUGCUUGUAAAUUUUACUGGUAACAUCGCAUUAAAACGUUUGUUCCAUUUA